AUGGGACGACAGUCCGAAAGCUAUCAUCUAGCUCGCGCCCUUCAGAACAGGCUCCUACCGAACUACCCCCGUCUUCGACUCGACAACCGUUGUUGUCUUCCCCCCGUAUUGCCAGGACCGGUACAGAAAGGCAGUCAUCUGAGGCGUCGGCCGCCUGCGUAUCCCAUCGCUCUCGUGAAACUUCGUCGUCGCGCCGCGGGUCCCAUCGGAACACAUCUGUUUACACCGUGCGAGAUCGCUCGCCGAGCCGGGCGACGCCUACAAGGCCUGCAGCGCCAUCUGCACAGCCCCCAGUUCCACUUCGCAGUGAACUGCCGCAUCCACGCCAAAACUGGCAUCGCGGUGACUCGGCAGCAAGUGUUGUUGGCUCAUCGGCCUGGCCGCGACCUUCUCAGGCCUCUGGAAGCUCAGAAAUCCCCCGGCAUUCCGGCGACGCAGAAGCCGUUUCACAAGCACGAUCCAGAAGGACUCGCUCGCACGCCUCCAGGUGGCAUGCGUGUUGCGUCUUUCAGCUCCACUGGAGAAUCCUCAGCUCGCAUGCAGUCUCCACGGGACUUCGAGGAAUCGCGCCGUCUCGCCUACAUACUCGAGACCGAGGGUGGUUCACGGAGCCGAAGCAUGGUUGUGGGUGCUAGAUACAGGUGGCCACCUGGCAGAUUGAGACAGAAUGCUGCCGGGAGCGCAUCGGCAGGCGAGCGACAGAGCCAUGCUGGGGGGGGGCGGCCUGUGAACCCAGAAAGUGAAGCGCAGAGCCCGUCGGUCUAUUUACCCUCAGGCACUCCCACAGUAGCGACGAGACCAGAGGAGGCGUUGCAUCUAUCAGGUUUGCGACCGCGUUCCACUUACAUACGGCAAGAACGGCGACACGUGAGUAGUGGCUUCACAGAGGGCUGGCCCCAGGCAAUAAUCCCGUGGGAUCUGUGGUUUGAACCGUGGAUACAGGAGCCGCCUUACGACCUGGUAGAGGACUGCGAGCCCUAUGGUCAUUGUUGGCUGGUUUUCACCUUCAUAAAUGGUGUGCCCAUGACACAGUGGCUGACGAAGCACGAGGUGAAGUUCUACUUCGACAUUCAGAAACUUCGGAGACACGACGAGAAAGCAGCACGUGAGAAGGCUCGGCGCAGAGAGCAACGAGAGCGGGCAGCAGCAGCGAAAGGUCUUCCGUGCCCACACUUCCGGCCGUGGAGAGAUCCAUUAACGAAGCCUAAGGUCCGCCCUCUUGGCAAGACUGCCGCUAUGGCUGUUCGGCGAAUCCAGAGAAGUAACUUGCCGUUGGGGGCCCCUCAAAACGUUGUAUCUCGCCUUCUCCUGCAGUACCCGAGCGACUCGUCGGACGAUGACUACGAUUACAGCGUUGAGAGGAAUGGCGGCAUAGAACACAACUCGAGUUCGUUACGGCCCUGA
Besnoitia besnoiti is the source of this 1404-nucleotide messenger RNA. RefSeq lists its product as uncharacterized. Bases 1 to 1404 code for a protein of 467 amino acids. The record is from RefSeq and is a predicted model, not a curated record. Lineage: Eukaryota; Apicomplexa; Conoidasida; Eucoccidiorida; Sarcocystidae. The transcript has 2 exons.